CAUAUCAACUAGCGACGAGGAUGCUUCAACCCCGUAGGCAAAUGCGGCGAACGAACCGGACGGCAGAGUAGUAGGCACAUUUUGGCGUCUGAAAAGGCCUUCCUAUGAAGUACGUGCUCUGGGAGUGCAACAUCGGAGCUUGCAACGUGCGACAGACUGCAGCGAGACACGAGCAAUGCCCCUGCACAUGCGUCAACAAAAGCCGACAUGAAUGCCGCAAGCGGAACUUCAUGCUGAAGGGCUACAGAGCGCAACCCGAGCGGAGAACGGAGAACGACAUCGAAGCUUCAGGCAACGGGUCCUGCGUACGCGGGGCAGACCGGCAAGGAGCAAAGUAGCACAACCAGUCUGCAACAACGACCACAACGGGAACAGCACAGAGGUGACGCUGCGGUUCCUACUCACGGACAGAAAUGUCGCGCUUAGCAGCGCCCAUGGAAGCAACAAGGAGCCAAACAUGGUUCCCGGUCGAAGCGUGAUCGUGCACCUGUUCGAGUGGAGAUUCGACGACAUUGCCGAAGAGUGCGAAUCCUUCCUUGGCCCGCGUGGCUAUGGCGGUGUUCAGACAUCGCCAGUGAAUGAACAUGGCAUCGUCUUCGGAGAGACGGUGAAACGACCAUGGUACGAGCGGUACCAGCCGGUGAGUUACAAAAUUGGCAACCGGAGUGGCAACGAGACGCAGUUUCGUGACAUGGUUCGCCGCUGCAACGGGGCCGGCGUCAGAGUGUACGUGGACAUCGUGGUCAAUCACAUGACUGGCCGCCGGCAGAUAAAGAAGGGCACAGCAGGGAGCGCCUUCAGUUACGAUGAAUUCAGCUACCCUGCCGUACCAUACGGUUCAGAUGACUUUCACAGGAAAGAAGAUUGUGGGAGCGAAUCAGGCGCCAUCGAAAACUACAGAGACGUGCAGCAGGUGCGCAACUGCGAACUCGUCUGGCUCCGUGACUUGAACCAGGGUAGAGAGAACGUUCGGGCCAAGGUUGCUGAGUUCUUGAAUCGACUCAUCGGGUUUGGCGUGGCUGGAUUCCGCAUCGACGCCGCCAAACACAUGUGGCCUGCUGACCUCCAAGCCAUCUAUACUUCGCUUAAUGACCUCAAUACACAGUUCUUUGCCCCGGGAACCAAGCCCUUUAUCUACCAGGAGGUGAUCGACUUGGGUAACGGCGAGCCAGUCACCGGUUGGGAGUACCACCACCUGGGCAGAGUGACCGAGUUCAUUUACGGCAUUAAGCUCGGAGCCGUGCUUAGGAAACGACCGUAUCAGCUGCUCAGGUACCUCAGGAACUUUGGCGAGGACUGGGGCUUCCUUCCGAGUGAAGACGCGCUGACUUUCGUGGACAACCAUGACAACCAGAGGGGCCACGGGGGUCGCGGCGCGGACAUCCUGACGUUCUUCGAGCCCCGCCUUUACAAGAUGGCCAACGUUUUCUUACUCGCGUGGCCUUACGGAUUGCCUCGCGUUAUGAGCAGCUACCGCUGGCCCCGGGAUUUGCGGGAUGGCGAGGACCGAAACGCCUGGUUCGGACCGCCAUCGGAUGCCGCGUGGAACAUCGAACCCGUCAUUCGGCACAGCGAUGACACCUGCGGAGGCGGUUGGAUAUGCGAGCACAGGUGGACACAGAUCUACAACCUUGUCGAGCUGCACAAUGUGGCGGGGUUCUCGCCUGUCACCAACUGGUGGGACAACGGUUACCAUGCAAUCGCAUUCGGCCGUGGAAAGGCGACGUUCGUCGUCAUCAACAACGAGGAUUUCCGGCUAGACGCAGUUCUUCAGACGUCUUUACCACCGGGAACAUACUGCGACGUCAUCUCUGGCGUGAAGACUUCAGUCGCUUGUACUGGAAGGUCAUUCGUCGUAGAGCCCGAUGGCAGAGUUGCUGUUACCGUGGACAACUUAUGGGAGGAUCCUGUGAUCGCACUACACAUUGAGGUGAGACUGUAUUGGAAUCGAGGCGCCUACGCGGUCUUUGUGGUGGACGCCAAUCGCUCACUCGUCAACGCAGCCACGGUAGUUGCCAACUUCACUCACGAAGCAGAAGAAAUGGCCAUCGCGGUGGCCCUUCGAAGCUGCAAAGGAGUGUCAAUCAUUUACCCGGACUCAAGAACAGCUAUUAAAACCAUCUCGUCGGCCCUCGUCUCUAGGAAAGCAGCUAUGGUUAUCAACACCAUCUUCUUCCAAGAAACGGGAGGAGACAACCUCAUGUUCCCACACAUCACAUGGUUCCCGGCCCACAUGGGCAACAUUUCCGGACCUCCUGACUUUAAUCCGAACGAGCGGGCACACCAACUGGCGCGAGAGCUCACAUUCCGCGUCUGCGGUCCGCCCUCGCGCUUCAACCCAGCCUGGAGGGACCUAGACAACAAAGACACACUCCUACCUAUCGCCGCUGCGAGAGUCUCAAAGCCAGGCGACCGACUCUCGCGCCUGCAGAAAACAGUCGACCGGCUUACCAGUGCUCUGGAAAAGCUCACGACGGGUGGCAACAUUGGCGACCCGCUUAGGCGCAGCAGUUCGCCUCCCCAGUCACACAGCGCACUUAGAGACUCGACGCAGCAGUAG
Molecule: messenger RNA, 2560 nt
Organism: Dermacentor albipictus
Lineage: Eukaryota; Metazoa; Arthropoda; Arachnida; Ixodida; Ixodidae
Source: RefSeq, a predicted model, not a curated record